Molecule: messenger RNA, 2526 nt
Organism: Alosa sapidissima (American shad)
Lineage: Eukaryota; Metazoa; Chordata; Actinopteri; Clupeiformes; Clupeidae
Product: feline leukemia virus subgroup C receptor-related protein 2-like
Exons: 10
Coding region: 16-1515 (499 amino acids)
Biological process (GO): heme export; transmembrane transport
Cellular component (GO): membrane
Molecular function (GO): heme binding; heme transmembrane transporter activity
Source: RefSeq, a predicted model, not a curated record
AACUCUUAACACGCAAUGCCUCAAAGCAAUGAAGUAGUAAGCAGAAGCCCAGAGAUGAGCAAGAGCCCAGCGGGUGUCCUCGAGCACAGCAGGGACUUCUUUCCCACCGAGGCCAACAACAAGCUGCUGCCCACCGGCCCACUGGGCUCACCGCUGACCAUGGAGGCUGGGGAACGCGUGGGUCUGGUGUCCAAGACAGAGACGCGCGUGUACCGGCGCCGCUGGAUAAUGCUUUUCCUGUUCAGCGCUUACUCAGCCAGCAGUGCCUUCAUGUGGCUCCAGUACGGCAUAGUCGGGAACAUCUUCACUCGCUUCUACAGCAUCGACAACAUGGCCCUGGACUGGCUCUCCAUGAUCUACCUGCUUACCUACGUCCCACUCAUUGGGCCGGUCAUGUGGAUGCUCGACAAACGCGGCAUGCGGGACGUGGUCCUCACUGGCGCGGCCUUCAACUGCAUCGGCGCCUGGGCGAAGGUUGGCAGCGCAGCGCCAGACCUGUUUCCUUUGACGUUUUUUGGGCAGUUUGUUUGCUCAGUGGGCACUGUGUUCAUCCUGGGAAUCCCACCUCGCUUGGCAUCAGUGUGGUUUGGAGAGAAUGAAGUUUCCACUGCCUGCUCCAUUGGAGUGUUGGGUAAUCAGCUUGGCAUUGCCAUUGGCUUCCUAGUUCCCCCUAUCCUGGUGCCAAAUGUGGACGACAUGGACGAGUUGGCGCACCACAUUCGUGUGAUGUUCUACAUAACUGCUGGCGUGGCCACUCUGCUCUUCGUCCUGGUGGUCAUUGUCUUCCAGGAGCAGCCCGAGAUUCCACCAACCCAGUCCCAGGUCACAGCCAGAAGCAUCCCCCCCGAGGACUACUCCUACAUGGCCUCCAUCAAGAGACUCCUCAGCAACAAGCCCUUCAUCCUCCUUAUCAUCAGCUAUGGCCUCAAUGUGGGCUGCUUCUAUGCCGUCAGCACACUGCUCAACCGCAUGAUUAUUGAGUACUAUCCAGGUGAAGAGGUCAAUGCUGGCAGAAUUGGGCUUACCAUUGUUAUCGCUGGAAUGGUUGGCUCCUUGAUCUGUGGAAUCUGGCUUGAUCGGACCAAAACCUACAAGCAGACCACUUUGGUUGUGUACGUGAUGUCCUUCCUCGGGAUGAUUGUGUUCGCUUUUACGCUCAACGUAGGGUACUUGUGGGUUGUCUUCAUCACUGCUGGAGCAUUAGGGUUUUUCAUGACCGGCUACCUACCUCUUGGCUUUGAGUUUGCUGUGGAACUCACCUAUCCAGAGUCGGAGGGCACAUCGUCAGGGCUACUCAACUGCUCUGCUCAGGUUUUUGGCAUCAUCUUCAUCAUCUGCGAGGGAAAGAUCAUCGAUUCCUACGGCAAUCUGCCCGGCAACAUUUUCCUCUGUGUUUUCUUGCUCAUCGGCACAAUCAUGACUGGCAUUAUCAAGUCAGACCUGCGGAGACAGCAGGCAAAUGCAUUGGCCAAGGAAGCUAGCGAACUCAAAAAGCCCCCACACAUGGACGUGUAAGGUAUAGAUCUAUUGCACGUUCUGAGGAGCAUGCCAUGCCGUAGCGCAUUUGUCUUUUAUAAGUGGUUGUCCAUAUGUUAGAGUAAAAACAAUUUGAUACCUAAAAGUUCAAAUUAAAAGUACAAAACAAAAUCAAAUUGGCUAUAUGACAUUGCACAUAACACAUGAUGUUAGGAUAGUAUUGUAGAUAAUAUUGUAACAACAUAUGACAGUUUGCUGUGGCAUGCAAAUAAAUGACAGAUGAAUGAUCCUGAAAUAAUAUGUAUAAGUAUGCUAAACCAGGAAACCUAACACCUGUUUUUGGAUAUGAUCUCUUAACUGAUGCAUAGAUUACACUAUUAUGAGUCUAAUUCAGUUAUGAAUUUUCACAGAAAUAAUCACUAGUUGAAUGUUUGUGUUAAUGUACAUUCUUCCACCAAUCAGCUCGCUUUAAAACAAUGCCAUGAACCAUGUUUGCAGGACCCUCUUUUUGGAUCCUCAGUGCCAUCAAAAACCUCUGGUGACAUUGACUGGGUACAGAGCACAGAGAACCUUAUAUGAUGAAGACCCAUGAUCAGUGCUUGUCUUGAGGGGAUGGGCACAUCAGGUGCCCCUCUGGCCAGGUUCUGGGGCAGAGUUGUCAGCUACCAUCUUUGCACAAUACAUCAGGCCAACCGAUACAACUGUCAAUGACUGUCAGUGACUGACUGGAAAUCUCAAUUCUGGUCAAAUGAGAGCUACUUCACAGAACAAAAAUGUCACACCUUUAGGGAAAAGGUUAAAUAAAAAAAUAAUAAUAAUGGUCUUAUCUUACACUCCCUUAAAGAGAGAGUGUUGCACACAUACUGUGCAGUGAUGGUGGAUGUGUUGCUACAUGGAUGUGCUAAACAAUGUCACCAGACGGUGUGAGAAUGCUUCUGAUGGUAUGAGGUGUCUGUGUACCUUUCCUACCCUACCCAUAUACUGUAUACUGUAAGUAUAAGUAUAAUAUACUCUUUUAAUCCCGUGAGGGAAAUUUGGUCUCUGCAUGUA